CUCUAGUCUCGCAAUGCAUCUCUGGAGAGUGUGCGCAUAACGAACGACCGAGCAAUGAACGACGCAGGGGUGUCGCCAGCGGUGGGUGUAGCGGGACAUGGAGGGAUGCCAGGAAUGCCUGAGUUGCCCCCGGCUCCGAAAUACCAGGCGAAGGACACUAUCUACAGACAGCCAAGAACCACGUCCACCCCCCCAGUUAAGCAAUCGGGUGGCGGAUGAAGUGUACGCCAAAGUCGGUGCCGCCAACGACCUGGUUCUCGUCAGGAGGCCAGACGGACUGCUAACCGUAUCCGACUUCCACGUCGUGUUCAGCCGCAAGGAACGUGUGAAAGGGGGCCCGCCGAAAGCUCCGUCUUCAAUGGUCACGGCCAACAAGGCCGUGCACACCUACAUCAACGGAAAGCUGCAGCCGCAACUGUACCUCCGAGUACAGGAGGAUGGUUUUUGCACGUUUGCCGACGGGCGGCUGCAGCCGGCGUUGGAGGCCCUGGCGAUGCUGGCGAAAGACGACACCCUCGUGGACGGAUUCAACACCGUCCGCUUCGAGAUCAGGUACCUGCGGGACCCGAGGGUCCUCGUGGCCGAGUGCUUCGCCUUCGUGUGGGACGUCAACACGCCCAUGAUCGUGGUCGACAUCGACGGCACCAUCACCAGAAGCGACGUCUCGGGGUUGAUGAUGACGCUCAGCCCGGGCCUAGUUACCAACCACAACCACGAGGGCAUCUGCUCGCUGCUGGCCCGCAUGGUUGACGAAGCGGGGGCACAGGUGGUGUACCUUACGUCCCGGCCCAUCUCUCUUGCGGCCAAGACCCGCACCUUCCUUGCCUCAACGGAGCAAGAGGGGAAGAAGCUACCCCUGGGCCCUCUACAGUGUUGCCUGGAGAAAGUCAGCGGCGUUUUGUGGCGUGAGCUCGUGUCGAAGAACAUGCACGACUACAAGAUCACGGCGCUGCUGGACCUAGCGCGGCCGUUCCGAGAGGCCGGUCGCACCUUCGGGGAGGCCGUUUUUGCGGCGGGGAUAGGGAACAGGGUCCACGACGCCGUGGCCUACAGAGCCGCGGGCAUCCCGAAGGACUUCAUCUUCCUCAUCGACACCGAGUCUAACCUGCGGGUGUGGGAUGGCGACGCGUCGAAGUUGGGCGGCAGCAUAGCCAACAGCCCGAUCAGCCCGAAGAAGAAAAAUAUGUUGCCGGACCAACAGCAGCAGCAGCAGGAGGAGGAGGAGGGGGAGGCAAAGUGCCCACAGACCAACACGCCGACCGACUCGAGGAGAAGGAGGUUAAGCAAACGGCUGUUCAACUCCAGCAGUACCAGCAGUAGCAACAUACCUGGCGGAGGAGGGUUCGGUGACGGUGGUGCGGGCAGGCAUACCGCGGCUGCUCUCAAGGAGGCCGCUAGUAGGCGGCAAUUCGGAGAGGACGAAGAGGAUUCCAACGAUGAGGGCUAUGAUGACGAUGAGGGGACGGCCGCUGGCGGGGGCGGGGGGAGGCACGCGGAUGGGAGUGCGGUGCAGGAGCAACGAUUGCCAACCAUGGCGGAGCAGUCAUCGUGGGCGGGGACAGAUCCCCAACCACGGUCCUCAUCGUCCGAAGGCGAUAGUGGGGGUGACGGGGAAUCGCGGGGAGAGGGGCCCAGGGGCGUCAAGGGUACCGAGAAAGAGACGCAAGCAAUCACGGGAGAGAGAACAGGCGGUGAGGGGGAGGUGAAAGCAGAAGGCAAGGCAGCAGCAGCAGCAGCAGCAGCAGCAGCAGCAGCUAAGGAAGACAAUCUCGACGGACCGUCGCAACAUCAAGAACAAGCAGCGGGGGCGGCGGCAGGAUCGUCGUUGUCGCUGCCCCCUGCCUCCUCCGCCCCGGUAGACUACCAGUCGUACGGAGACGCCAGGUUCUUCGACCGGCUGAGGGCCAGUCUCGACCACGCCGCCUGGGAGGCGCAGAAGGCGGUCGAGGCCGCGGCGCACGCGACGCACGCGGGCGUCCAGGCAGGGAUGCACGCCGCGGGCAGCGCGCUGUCGUCGGGCAAGAGGGUCGGGGAGGAGGGGGGGGAGGACGGAGAGGAAGCGGCGGACCGGCUGGCGGAGAGAGUGCAGGAGAUGUCCCAUCGGGAUUUACCCGAGUAGGUCCGACCAAGCCUAGGUCGGCGGCGGUGACAAAAGCAGGCGCGGCAGUCGAUGUUUUCGGGGUGAAAACUGUUGUACGGAGCCCUCGUUGAUACCCUCGUUGACAAAGGAUGGAGGUGUGUAAGAGCUAGAAAAGGGUGGCCAGGGGCGUGCGGUGGCGGUGACUGGAUUUGAGGAACACCAAAAAGGCGGGUCGCAGGCUGUGUUGCUCGGAGGGGCGCCAUCAUGCAGCCGCCUCGAGACCACGUGGCGGCGGCUCAGUGAUUUGUUAAGCGACCGGAUUAGUAAAUAGGAAGCUGGUCGGGCCUGCGUCUGGGCGGCCAAUAAAACGUGACGAAGGUAUUUGAUGUUUGAAACAGACCACAAAGUUGCGCUUCAUGCCAAAACUCUGUCGAUGUGGUGUGCUUGUGCUGUAUACGAUAUUAGACUCGCGGUGUUGUAGCCCCGCCCUGUUGGGUACUCUCUCUUUGCUUGCUGCAGUUGCGAGCCGUGCUAUCACACCAAUGUAAAACUUGGUCCAUUUCCUCUUGAUCAACAAGCGAAACUUGAGCAAGGUUGUGUUGGAUGAUAUCCCUCCCAUCGAUGCUGUACCGCAUCUAAAUCAUU
This is a messenger RNA of Ectocarpus sp. CCAP 1310/34, 2725 nucleotides long. The record is from the annotation of a GenBank genome assembly. Lineage: Eukaryota; Phaeophyceae; Ectocarpales; Ectocarpaceae.